Molecule: messenger RNA, 492 nt
Organism: Humulus lupulus (European hop)
Lineage: Eukaryota; Viridiplantae; Streptophyta; Magnoliopsida; Rosales; Cannabaceae
Product: secreted RxLR effector protein 161-like
Exons: 1
Coding region: 1-492 (163 amino acids)
Source: RefSeq, a predicted model, not a curated record
AUGGGCACCACUGCCAAAUUGAUCAGGUUCGAGAUAAGUAAAAAUGUUGAUGCAACAGUGUAUAGAAUUAUGAUAGGUAGUUUACUUUACAUUACUGAAAGUCAUCGUGAUAUUUGUUUCAGUGUUGGGGUUUGUGCUAGAUAUCAAUCUGCCCCCACUGAAUUGCAUCUUAUUGUUAUGAAAAUAAUUCUCAAAUACCUGGCUAGUACCACUGACUUUGGUCUUUGGUACUCUUGUGAUACUAAUCUUUCUUUGGUUGGUUUUAGUGACUCGGAUUGGGCAGGUAACCUUGAUGGUAGGAAAAACACUUCAUGUGGUUGUUUUUAUGCGGGGAACAAACUUGUUUCUUGCCACACUAAAAAGAAAAGCUCCAUCUCUGUUUCAUCUGCAGAAGCAGAGUACAUUGCUGCGGGAAGUUGCUACACUCAACUUCUUUGCAUGAAACAAAUGUUGAAUGAUUAUGGGCUCUGUCUUGACACGCUGGCCAUUUAG